Pleuronectes platessa (European plaice) is the source of this 1372-nucleotide messenger RNA. Its product is annotated as hydroxycarboxylic acid receptor 3. NCBI's taxonomy places the organism in Eukaryota, Metazoa, Chordata, Actinopteri, Pleuronectiformes, Pleuronectidae. The transcript has a single exon. Gene Ontology annotation, molecular function: G protein-coupled receptor activity. Bases 29 to 1024 code for a protein of 331 amino acids. Gene Ontology annotation, biological process: G protein-coupled receptor signaling pathway. The record is from RefSeq and is a predicted model, not a curated record. Gene Ontology annotation, cellular component: membrane.
CAGCCAGAGAGACAGCACACAACUCAACAUGCAGUGCCAUUUUAAUGGAACUCUGCUGACCCGAGUCCUCCCUCCACUGUUGGUGAUAGAGAUCAUUCUGGGGCUCCUUGGAAAUGGUCUGGCCCUCUGGAUCUUCUGCCUCCACCUGAAGCCCUGGAAGAGCAGCACGGUGUUGCUCUUCAGCCUGGCGAUGGCCGACUUUCUGCUCAUCAUGGCUCUGCCGUUCCGUGCCACCUACUACUGGUAUGGGGUCAACUGGAUGUUCGGAGAGGCUCUCUGCCACACCUGCCUGUUCAUGAUGGCUAUGAAUCGCAGUGUAAGUACCAUCUUCUUGAUGGCGAUCGCCGUGGACAGGUACAUGCGUGUUGUGCACCCCCAUCAUGCCAUUAACUCUAUGAGUGUCUUCAAAGCCUCUCUAGUAGCACUUGGAAUCUGGAUAGUCACCAUUGCAAUGACUGCACACGUCUUCAUGUCAAAACAUCUCAUCCUAUCUUCCAAACAUGCCAACAACACGUACUGUGAAAGCUUCAUGGUGGAGACCGACCCCCACACCAAUAUGAACUGGCACAAGUUUGAGUUCCUCUUUUCCUUCUACUUGCCGUUGCUUGUGAUUCUCUACUGCACCAUCCACAUUGUCAGCCACCUCAGAGGCAGACAGCUGGCCCAGCAUGCAAAGAUCAAGAAGGCUCUGGGCUUCAUGAUAUUGGUGGUGGUGCUCUUCAUCACCUGCUUCCUCCCGAGCAACCUCACGCAGGUGGCGAUUUGGAUCAAGACCAAUCAGCUGAUCGGAGACCACACCGCAUCGGAAGUCUGUGACGCCUUGGAGGAACUGACCAGCGGAUUCUACAUCUCCAUCAGUCUGACCUAUCUCAACAGCGUGCUGGACCCCGUGGUCUACUACUUCUCCAUCCCUGCCUUCAAGAACAUCUGCCGCAAAGUGCUUCACCUGCCCCGAGAAGAGCAGACUGAGAGCACUGGGAAGAAGCCUCGAGAAACCGCCUCCCACUCACUCAGCCAGCUGUGAUCAUGCAGAGAAGAUCAAGGAAAUCCCGUUUUGAUCAAAAGUCACACAUUUCUCUGAAAGUUAUCACGUCAACAAAGUGUUACUUUUACUUCUUAUAUUUAUCAAAUACAACUUUUGGCUGGCGCUUGUCUUUUCAAGACAUUUGCUGAUGGUAAGUUAUGAAAUAAUUUGCUCAAACAAAACAGUUAUCCACCUAAUUGUAAAAGAUUAAACAUUUUACAGGGGUCACGGAAGAGAGGAGACUUUAAUCAUGUCUGUUACAGAACAGCAUGUACUCACACCCACUCCAUGAGCUUCUGUUCACACCACACCAUACAAAACUGGCAGUAAAAUCAUGAAUGUGUCAAA